Molecule: messenger RNA, 4504 nt
Organism: Xyrauchen texanus (razorback sucker)
Lineage: Eukaryota; Metazoa; Chordata; Actinopteri; Cypriniformes; Catostomidae
Gene: kcnh2a
Product: potassium voltage-gated channel, subfamily H (eag-related), member 2a
Exons: 15
Coding region: 1-3738 (1245 amino acids)
Biological process (GO): regulation of ventricular cardiac muscle cell membrane repolarization; membrane repolarization during action potential; regulation of heart rate by cardiac conduction
Cellular component (GO): membrane
Molecular function (GO): inward rectifier potassium channel activity
Source: RefSeq, a predicted model, not a curated record
AUGCCUGUUCGACGAGGGCACGUUGCGCCUCAGAACACCUUCCUGGACACAAUCAUUCGCAAAUUCGAGGUUCAAAAUCGCAAAUUCAUCAUCGCCAAUGCUCGAGUUGAAAACUGCGCCAUCAUCUUCUGUAAUGAUGGCUUCUGUGGCAUGUGCGGCUACACACGUGCAGAGAUCAUGCAGAAGCCGUGUACCUGCAGUUUUCUGUAUGGACCACACACUGGAAGACCAGCUGUUGCCCAGAUGGCCAAAGCCUUGCUGGGUUCUGAAGAAAGGAAAGUGGAGAUCUCCCUAUAUAGGAAAGAUGGUAUGUGCUUGCCAUGUCUUGUGGAUGUGGUUCCAGUAAAGAAUGAGGAUGGCUUAGUCAUCAUGUUCAUUCUGAACUUUGAGCUUGCAGAUCAGCAGGACAAACCCUUUGACAGUCCAGGCAAAGACAUCAACCACAAACACACCAUCCCUUGGCUGUCUAAAGCAAGAAGACGCCGGCUCAGGUUGUCUAUGCCUCUCUUGCGCUCCCUAAGUGGCAGCAAACAGUCUCUACAGGAUGAUCCAGAAAAGGGCUACAUGCAGCCGAUGCCUCAUAUGGGCCAUGAGUCAGUAGCCCUGGACAAACUGUUGUCUCUGCCUGAGCGCUCUGCACUGGGUGGAUCUCAGCUUUUGUUGUGGGAAGAAUUGGCCCAAAAUGAGCCCAAAAAUGAGCCACGGAUAUCAGAAGCAUCCCCUCCCCUGCCUCAGGGCUUCUCCCAAUUUUCCCCACGGCUGCCCAACCUUACAUCAGAGGCAUCUCCGUCCAGCUGUAGCAUGGCCCAUAGCCGUUCCUGCGAGAGCCUGUGUGGUAUGCGUCCCUCACCCUCCACCAAUGAUUUCAACUGGGACAAGAAGCUGCCCAUCAGACCCAGUAGCACAGGUAGCGCCAUGCACUGCAAAGCUAGCUUGCAGAACGCCACUUCAGACUCAGAUCUUUUUCGUCUCCGGACCUCAGUUCGAGCCUCACAAAUAACACACAACUUAAUAGACAUAAAGCCAGAUCCCUUAAUUGCUGUUCCGGCCAGUGAGGUUGACAUAAUCACCCCCUGCAAACUGAUUGACCGGACCCAUAAUGUGACAGAGAAGGUCACUCAGGUGCUGUCUCUGGGUGCAGAUGUCCUUCCUGAGUAUAAGCUCCAGGCUCCCCGCAUCCACAAAUGGACCAUCUUACACUAUAGCCCCUUCAAGGCAGUCUGGGACUGGGUCAUUUUGUUGCUGGUCAUCUAUACUUCAAUCUUCACACCUUAUUCAGCAGCGUUCCUGCUCAGUGAUGAGGAGGAGGCUGCCAUUCAAGGCUGUGGCUACUCCUGCAGUCCACUAAAUGUGGUGGACCUCAUUGUGGAUAUCAUGUUUGUUGUGGACAUUGUGAUUAACUUUCGCACAACCUAUGUAAACAGCAAUGAUGAAGUGGUCAGUCAGCCUGGCCGCAUAGCUGUCCACUAUUUUAAAGGCUGGUUCCUCAUUGACAUGGUGGCCGCCAUUCCCUUCGACUUGCUCAUUUACCGCCCUGGAGAAGAGACAACGACUCUGAUUGGUCUAUUGAAGACUGCUCGUCUGCUGCGAUUGGUGCGUGUGGCGCGCAAACUAGAUCGGUAUUCUGAGUAUGGUGCUGCAGUGCUAUUUCUGCUCAUGUGCACCUUUGCGCUAAUUGCCCAUUGGCUGGCUUGCAUCUGGUAUGCGAUUGGGAACGUGGAGAGGAAUGGCCCAUCUCGGAUUGGUUGGUUGGAUUCUUUGGGUGAUCAGCUGGGGAAACCGUAUAAUGAGACGAUACCUGGAUCAGGACCUUCUAUUAAAGAUAAAUAUGUUACAGCCCUCUACUUCACCUUCAGCAGCCUCACCAGUGUGGGCUUUGGAAACAUCUCCCCAAACACCAACUCCGAGAAGAUCUUCUCUAUCUGUGUCAUGCUUAUUGGAUCACUGAUGUAUGCUAGUAUCUUUGGAAAUGUGUCAGCCAUAAUCCAGAGGCUGUACUCUGGCACCGCGAGAUACCACACUCAAAUGCUGCGAGUUCGAGAGUUCAUCCGUUUCCACCAGAUCCCCAACCCACUCAGGCAAAAACUGGAGGAGUAUUUUCAGCAUGCUUGGUCCUACACAAACGGCAUUGACAUGAAUGCUGUGCUGAAGGGGUUCCCAGAAUGCCUGCAGGCAGACAUCUGCUUGCAUCUGAACCGUACGUUGCUGCAGAACUGCAAAGCUUUCAAGGGUUCCACUAAAGGCUGCUUACGAGCUUUGGCUAUGAAGUUCAAAACCACACAUGCCCCACCAGGGGACACCUUGGUCCAUGCAGGCGAUGUGAUUUCAGCACUCUACUUCAUUUCUCGUGGGUCCAUUGAGAUUCUAAAAGGAGAUGUGGUUGUGGCCAUUUUAGGCAAGAAUGACAUAUUUGGAGAGCCCGUUAACUUAUAUGCACGUCCUGGAAAGUCAAGUUCUGAUGUGAGAGCACUUACUUACUGUGACCUGCACAAAAUCCACAGAGAGGAUAUGCUGGAGGUCCUGGACAUGUAUCCAGAGUUCUCUGACUACUUCUGGGGCAACCUGGAGAUCACCUUCAACUUGAGAGAUACCAACACUAAGGCUGGGUCAAUGAGUAGUGAUCCUGACGAUGCUGACCUGGGGGGUCUUGACCGUCACCCACACAGAAAAAAGAUGUUCCUCCAUUCCAAGCAUGAGAGGAAUUCCAUGCCACAAGCAGAUAACACAGAGAUGCCAGAAGACAAACCCAAUAGAAGGAAAAAACUAAAACAGAAUUCAAUCAGCAAACAGCAUGAGGACAAACAAGCUCAGAACUUAGACAUUUUUUCCUCACAGUCCAGCAGUGAUGACGAGGAAGAGACUAGACGACACACUGCAUUAGUGGACUGCUCUCAGAGCCAUAUCACUACCUUCAGCAAUGACCACAAAAGCAGGAACUCUUUCAGUGCACUCUCAGGAGCUCUUUCAGGGGUCUCUAACAUCUUCAGUUUUUGGGGGGAGAAUAGUGGCCAUCAGUACCAGGAAGUGCCUAGCUACAGCAUGUCCUUCCCCUCAUCUUCAGUUCCAUCCAAUACUGUCCUGCACAAUGUCACCCAUCAUAGGCAUUGCACUGAAGUUGAGAACAAACUAGAACUGUUGCAGAGACAGCUCCUUCGACUGGAAAAGCGCAUGUCAACGGACAUCAGAGCCAUAAUGCAGUUGCUUCAGAGGCAGAUGGUGCUGGUUCCACCGGCCUACAGCUCUGUGACUUCCCCUCUAGAAACGUCCCCAAAUCCAACCAAGCCUGGCAAGAAAUUGGUCCAGUCUGUCAACCCUUUAGAGACAGAAAUGCCAGCCAUUCUUUCUGAGAUACUUCAUCCCCAGGACUUUGAUGACAGUCCCGUAAAGUCUAAUGAAAGUCUGUCAGAAGCGAUGGAGCUCCAGCUCCAACUCCUGAACUGUUCCUUACAGCCCACCUCAGUGAGUCAAGCUUUCAACCAGAAUCCAUCUGUGGUCUAUACAAGGAGAUGGCCACACAGUAUAGGCCACAGCGCAGCGAACCUCUCUGAUUAUUCACAGGUCAUGGCUGACCAAGCGAAUUAUAAUUUCAUGGAUGCAGAGCCUUUUGGAACUAAAGAUGGACGGAGGUUAGAUUUGGAGUCCUCUGAGUGUCAAAGACGCCUAUCAUUGCCAGUGCAACAUCAGGUAGAGGAUGAGUCCUCAAUCCAGAAAAGACAUGUCUCUGAUCCUGGGUGUUAAGAGUAAAACUUUUGUUUUAGUAUCUCUGUGAAAAACAGUGCACACAAAUUUAGGGAUCACCAUAGAUGAUUGCAGGAUGUUUUGAAGACCUCAUACUUCAGGUUCUUAUUAAUUACCUCAGAGAGUCAUAUGUAGAGGCAUCAUUAUUGUCCCUGUAGUCUGGUAAAUUUGUGUUAGCUGGUCUAACGAUAUACCUGCGUCUCACUGAAAACAUUUUAAUUUACGAAAGUGUUCAUUUGCUCUUAUGUUAACAUUAUUUUGAAGUGUAAAUGUAAUGAUUUGUAUUAGCAUAUCAGUUUUCUAAUAAUGCAGUUUGUUUGUUUGGAAUGAAUGAUUUUCUGUUUGAGAAAAGAUCUCGAACAAAGCAAUGCACUGAAAAGGUCAAUGAGAGUGGGAUUUAUUAGCCAUUUAGUUUUUGACAUGGAAAAUUUAUCUCAGGCGGCAGAAUCCCAGGCUAAUUUCUUGUGGUUGAAAUACCUUAAAAUGACUGAAUCAAGGGAAUACUGAUACCUGCUGAAUAAUAUGGCAGCAAUUUACAUGACUAAGAGCAUGUGUUAUUAAUGUAUAUUUAUAUACAUUAAUAAAUAUAUGUGAUAACAUUUGUAUAUUAAUGUAUCCCAACAGAAUAUAUUAUUUAAAAUAUGUAUAUAUGUAAUCAUCAGUUUGAUUAAAGGGUCAAAUGUGUAGAAUGUUAAGUUUAAAACUCAAAAAUUUAAUUUUGAUCAUAAUGUUCAAAAUCUAUAUCACCAGUGUAAUUAGAGUAGAA